Mercurialis annua (annual mercury) is the source of this 8799-nucleotide messenger RNA. RefSeq names its product kinesin-like protein KIN-12D. Gene Ontology annotation, biological process: microtubule-based movement. The transcript has 38 exons. The coding region runs from base 337 to 8586 and encodes 2749 amino acids. The record is from RefSeq and is a predicted model, not a curated record. Lineage: Eukaryota; Viridiplantae; Streptophyta; Magnoliopsida; Malpighiales; Euphorbiaceae. Gene Ontology annotation, molecular function: ATP binding; microtubule binding; microtubule motor activity.
UAUUAUCUUUUGACCAAAAAGACCCUCUCAAUUUCAAAUCCCCAAACCGCGACGCACACACUGAUCGCUCCGUCAUUUUCAAAUUCACCUUCAAUCUCAGCCGUCCAAUUCAAACUUUUACCCAUUUUUAUUUUUUCAUACAAUGUCACAGUGAUGAUGCUUUAAGCUCAAAGCUAAAUCAAGAUUCAGAGAUGAAGAUUUAUAUUUCAUGAAAUUGAAAUCAAUUAAUUUUUUACUAUUUAUUUUUUGAAAGAAGUUCAGCUGAAAUCAGUCAAUUAAGAAACAAUUUCAGUCUCAAGAAAUCUCCAGAUUUUGUUCUUCAAUUCCACUUUCAGGAUGUUGAGAGAUUUCAAAUUCCUGCGACGGAAUUUCGGGAAACAAAACGAAGAAGAUAUAGAAAAUGUACCGUUAAACACUCGAGAUUCACUCACGAGUCAAGUGAGUGUUGACUCGUCGUCGUCGUCUUCUUCUUCCAGGCCUCCGUUAAACGCGAUUCAAGAGCCUAAGAUUGAGCAGGAAGCUUCUAGAACUAGUAGGAUCGACAAAACCCCUACGAAACCUAAACCUAAAAAUUGUGGAUCGUCCGCAUUGCCUCUCCGUACACCGGAUAAGCAUGCGAAACAGCAUCGAUUUGGUUGGGCUCAGAAGAACAAUAGUGAGCUUGGUGAAUUGCGUGAUGAAGGCCGAGGAGGGUUGACUAAUUUAGCUCCUAGGUCGGCGAAGAGUAAUUAUGGGAGGGCGAAUUCGGGAUAUUCGGAGUGUAAUUCGACUCAGAGUACGCCUACUAAGAGUGUUUCUAAGCCUCCGAUGAGUUCGGGGUUUAGGAGUAAGGUUGAUGGGAGUGGUACUGGAGGAAACUUAGCUGCUUUGUAUAGAGGAAUUCCGGUUUCUGGUGGUGGUUUGAGUACUACUUUUGUUAAUUCUGUUGAAGUUCCUCAUUUUGACCUUAAAGAAAAUCCAUCGUUUUGGAUGGAUCAUAAUGUACAGGCUGUCAUACGAGUGCGCCCACCCAAUAGUAUGGAGAAGAGUAUGCAUGGGUAUAACAGGUGUUUGAAACAAGAAAGUGCACAGAGUAUUACUUGGAUUGGGCAACCAGAGACUCGCUUCACAUUUGAUCAUAUAGCAUGUGAAACAGUAGAUCAGGAAAUGCUUUUUAGGAUGGCAUGUCUCCCCAUGGUGGAGAAUUGCUUGUCUGGUUACAACAGCUGUAUGUUUGCCUAUGGUCAGACUGGAAGCGGGAAGACAUACACAAUGCUUGGUGAACUUGAUGAUUUAGAAGUCAGGCCGAGCGCACAUCGCGGAAUGACACCAAGAAUAUUUGAAUUUUUGUUUGCAAGGAUUCAAGCUGAAGAAGAAAGUCGCAGGGAUGAAAGACUUAAAUAUUACUGCAAAUGCUCUUUCUUAGAGAUUUACAAUGAACAAAUUACUGAUCUUCUUGAUCCCUCAUCUACCAAUUUGCUUCUGAGAGAGGACGUCAAGAAAGGCGUCUAUGUAGAAAAUCUAUCUGAAUUUGAAGUUCAUACUGUAAGCGACAUUCUGAAGCUAUUGACUCAGGGGUCUUUAAAUAGGAAAGUUGCUGCAACAAAUAUGAAUAGAGAAAGCAGUCGGUCCCACAGUGUCUUUACCUGUGUAAUUGAAAGUAGAUGGGAAAAGGAUUCCACAACUAACCUAAGAUUUGCUAGAUUGAAUUUGGUUGAUCUUGCUGGUUCAGAAAGGCAGAAAACUUCAGGUGCAGAAGGUGAGCGUCUAAAAGAAGCUGCAAACAUAAACAAAUCGUUGUCCACAUUAGGUCAUGUAAUCAUGAUUCUCGUUGACGUGUCCAAUGGAAGGCCAAGACACGUGCCUUACAGGGACUCAAGGUUGACCUUCCUUCUUCAGGAUUCACUUGGUGGAAAUUCAAAAACAAUGAUCAUAGCCAACGUCAGUCCUUCUAUCUGCUGUGCAGCUGAAACACUUAACACACUGAAGUUUGCUCAACGAGCAAAACUUAUCCAAAACAAUGCUGUGGUGAAUGAAGAUUCCACUGGGGAUGUCAUUGCCUUACAGCAUCAAAUACGGCUUCUAAAAGAGGAGCUUUCUCUUCUAAAACGUCAAAAUGUCUCCAGGUCUUUGUCAUUUAAUUCAACUCAGGUGCAAGAUACUCCUCGCGGCGAGAACACGUGUAGAAUAGAUCAACAACAGGUUGAUGGUUCACCUGGGAUUGAAUCAGAAGGAAUUGUUAGAAUGUCUACCAAGCAGUUGAAAUCUUUGGAGGCAACGCUUGCCGGUGCAUUGAGAAGAGAGCAGAUGGCUGAGACUUGCAUUAAGAAACUUGAAGCCGAGAUUGAGCAGCUGAACCGUUUGGUUCGUCAUAGAGAGGAAGAAACCAGGAGCACAAAAAUGAUGGUCAGAUUUCGGGAAGACAAAAUUCAAAAAAUGGAGUCACUUCUUAGCGGUUCAUUUCCUCAAGAUACUUAUUUGCUUCAAGAGAACAGAGCACUCUCUGAAGAAAUUCAGCUGCUUCAAGCUAAACUAGAUAAAAAUCCUGAAGUAACUCGCUUUGCCCUGGAAAAUAUAAGGCUGCUGGACCAACUCAGAAGAUUUCAAGAAUUCUAUGAAGAAGGCGAGAGAGAUAUUCUUAUGGAUGAAGUAUUUACGCUUCGGGAACAGCUUAUUCAUUAUCUCAAUGGAAAAGCAUUACCCUAUAACCAUCCAAGUGAGGCCGGCCAAUCUCAGGAUGCUAUGUGCAAUGGCAAUGGGGUUAAGUCUCUUCAUUUAGAGCUAAAAAAUGCCCUCAAAGAAUUAGAGGACUGCAGGGGUAACCUAAAUUCUUGCUUAGAAGAGAAUCAGAAAUUAAGUAGAGAAAUAAAUGGUCUACAAUUAAUGUUAGACAAUCUGAAUUCUACUGCCCAAAGUGAAGACGUUAACAUAAAAACCAUUAAGCCUGUUUGUUACUUCCAGGAUUCCUCAGAAGCUGUAAAUUCUAAGAUUGGGUCACCUAUGAGAGCUCAGAAUAAGGUGGACAGCUUGCAUGAAGCUUCAGUGAUGAAAUGUGCAGAAGAGGUUUUAGAUUUACAGCUGGAAUUAGACAUUUUGAGGAUUAUUCUCAAAGAAGAGAGAUCAUCUUGUGAUGAAGCAGAAAACAGGACAGCAUGCUUGAGUAAAGAACUUCAGUUGGCCAAAGAAAAACUUCUGUUUGUUAGUGAACAAUGCGAGGAUGCAACUAAUGAACUGAAUGAGGCGAAAUCAGUUGUUGAAGCCCUCGAGUCUGAACAACUAUUGGCAAUUAAUGAGAUGGAACACCUAAGAAAAAGCAACAGUCAUUAUAUGGAGCUUUUGAGGGAGAAAGAGCUUGAAAUAAUGGCUUUGACUGAACAACUUUCUAGAAGGGAGUUAAGAGAUCACCCAUCUGAUCAUAUAAAGGGCGACGGCUCUACUUUACAGACAAAAUUGAAUAGGAUGCAAGGUUCCCUUGAGAAGGCAAAGAGACUGAAUAAAUGGUACCAAAAUGAUCGUACCUUUCAGGCAACCAAUGAAGAAGAGAUGGAUGCAGUUCGUAGGCAGGUAGAAGCUGAAACUGCUGAGGUUAUUGUCUGUAUGCAGGAAGAACUGUCCGUUCUUCAGAAGCAGGUCCAUGAUUGCCAUUCCAAAGAGAUGGAGACUAGAAAGUCUAUGGUGCUUCUCGAAACUGAAUUAAAAGAGCUUCAUGAGAAGUUUCUUCUCUUAGCUGAAGACAAUGAGCAGUUACAUGAACAGCUAGAGGGUAAAGAUGGGGAGUUGAAGAAAAUAUCUGAUGAAUGGGAAUUGUUAACCUGUGAGAUGACAGAAAUUCUUGCAGAUGGGCAUGAUGCAAUUACGCAUGUCUCAGAUCAGGUUGAUCUUAUCUCAAGUUCAUUUCCAGACAAAAGGAUUUGGAUUUCUGAACAGGUUGGCAUGCUUAUCAGAAUCAUCUCUGAAAAGGAGUUGUUGAUUGAAGAACUUGGCAACUGUUUAGAGGAAGCAAACAGUAAAAGAAACAACGUAGAGUGCAUGCUUAAGUCACUGAGAGGAGCAGCACUGGCAAUUAAUGAAGCUCAUCAGCAAGAGUGCAAGGAAAAGGAGGAAGAAGUUGUUCUGCUGAAAUCUUUGUUAAAAGAAAAAAUAUCUACUAUUGCAGAGCUGGAGGACCAGGUGAAGGUGGCAGAAGAUAAUGCUAGUAAAGCAUCAGUUUGUGCAACAGCUGCUUUUGUGAUUAUAAAUAGGCUGUCUGAAAUUAAUGGUAAUAAUCUAAUUGAAUUGAAGUACAAGGAUGUUCAACUUUGUGAAUUAACAGAUAUCAAUAAGAGGAAAGAUGAGCUUGUCAAUGGCCAGGCUGCUGCUAUCAAAGAGGCGGAGGAAAAGAGUGGACCUUUGGUUGUGGAACUAGUUGAUUUGAAAGAGACAUAUUCUAAACUUCAACAACGACUGUUGGAGGAGGAGAAGCGUGCCAAUGGUAUGGAACAGAAGCUUGACGCUCUUGAACAGAAUGACAUAUUGAAGACGAGAGAGAAACUAACUAUGCUGCAAACUGGUGUUUCAUCACUCAGGUCAUUCUCAAGCCUCUCUUUGAAGCAUGACAUAAGUCCUGAAAUGAAUGAACUAACAGGAACUUGUGAGCCUCUUGACAGCAGCAAUGGAGGGACAAAUGCCGGACAGGAGUUAAGAUCUGAAACAAGAAACAGUUCAUGCAGCAGUUCUGAAAAGUAUGAGUUUAACAAGGCUUCCAAGGACGUGUGUGAUCGAGAAGUUACUAUUAUUCUUCUCAAAAAAGAAAUAGAGUCUGCCCUUGAAAGUUUGCGAGACGUACAAGUGGAUGUGGCGAGACUACAUAGAGAGAAAGAAGAAAUACAGUUGGCUGAGAAACAUAGUCAAGAGAGCUGGAAAUGCAUCACAACUCAACUGCUUGCACUUCAAACAAUUAUGAGUAAGUUUGAAAAGAAGUUUGAACAGAAGAUAGUUGCUGCUAAUCAUAAGCUACAGGGGUUUGGACAAAUUGUCCAAGAAAUUGGAACUCGUUGGUGCCAAACAAAAGAGUUUCUUGAACUGGAAGUUGGUGAUGCCAUGAUAGUUGCUGCCCAAAAGGCAGCUGAAGCUUCUUGUAUAUUUGCCAAAUUUGAAGAGACCCAAGAUACCAUGAAAGAGGCAGAUAUCAUGAUCAAUGAACUGUUGAUAGCCAAUGAAACAAUGAAACUUGAUGUCAAAAGAUUGAAAAUGAUGGAAAUUACUGAAGCUAAAGAGAGGCUGCUGAACCAGGUUCAAACGGUUGAAACUGAAUGUGAAAUAUUUAUAAAGGAUUUGAAGACCAAAGAAACAGCUCUAGAAAGUGCUUUAGAGAGUGCUUCCAGUCAUAUAUGUAUUCUUGAUCAACAGAACCAGGAGAUGCAGAAGGACAUUUGCCUGUUGGAAACUUCAGCAAGCACACUUCGAAUUGAGCUGGACAAUAAAUUUGAAGAACUGAGCCGGAUGUGUUGCUUAGAAGAGGAAAACAAGGCACUUAAAGGUGAGAUCUUGAAAUGGGAAACAGAGAACAUUCUAGUUCUCAAAGAUUUGGAGACGAGGAAUUCUGAAAACACUGGUCUCCAGGCUGAACUACUAAGUAAGGAUGAUAUUAUGAAAGGCCUAUUGCUUGAUUUGAGCCUGCUACAAGAGUCGGCAUCUAAUACCAAGGAUCAAAAGGAUAAGAUUGAGGAAAUGAUGGCCUCCUUUAAGGCUUUGGAGGAUGAGCUUGUCGUGAAGUCAGCCGAGCUUGAUGAGGCUGUUGCCCAUAGUCAGAUGCUUGAAGCUCAAUUGCAAGAGAAGAUAGGAGUUAUCUCUGCUCUUGAGUUGGAUAUUGAAAAGGAAGUCGAUUCUCUUAAAAUGUCUACUUGUACUCAGAUUGAAGAAAUCUUAGAGGAAAACGAGGCACUUAAAGGUGAGAUAUUGCAGUUGAAAACAGAGAACAUUCUAGCUCUCAAAGAUUUGGAGAAGAGGAAUUCUGAAAACACCAGUCUCCGGGAUGAACUACUAAGUAAGGAUGAUAUUGUGAAAGGCCUAUUGCUUGAUUUGAGCCUGCUACGAGAGUCGGCAUCUAAUACCAAGGAUCAAAAGGAUAAGAUUGAGGAGAUAAUGGCCUCCUUUGAGGCUUUGGAGGAUGAGCUUGUCGUGAAGUCAGCCGAGAUUGAUGAGGCUGUUGCCCGUACUCAGAUGCUUGAAGCUCAGUUGCAAGAGAAGAUAGGAAUUAUCUCUGCUCAUGAGUUGAAUUUUGAAAAUGAGGGCAAGUCUCUGAAAUUGUCUACUUGUGAGAAUCAGGAGUUGAGAACUCAAGUAGGGGAGACCUUAGAGGAAAAUGAGGCACUUAAAGGUGAGAUCUUGAAGUUGAAAACAGAGAACAUUUUAGUUCUCAAAGAUUUGGAGAUGAGGAAUUCUGAAAACACAAGUCUCCAAGAUGAACUACUAAGGAAGGAUGAAAUUAUGAAAGGCCUAUUGUUUGAUUUAAGCUUGCUACAAGAGUCGGCGUCUAAUACCAAGGAUCAAAAGGAUAAUAUUGAGGAAAUGAUGGCCUCCUUUGAGGCUUUGGAGGAUGAGCUUGUCGUGAAGUCAGCCGAGCUUGAUGAGGCUGUUGCUCAUAGUCAGAUGCUUGAAGCUCAAUUGCAGGAGAAGAUAAGAAUGAUCUCUGCUCUUGAGUUGGAUAUUGAAACGCAGGCCAAGUCUGUGAAAAUGUCUACUUCUGAGAAUCAGGAGCUGAGAACUCAAAUUGAAGAAACCUUAGCUGCAAAAUGUUCUCUUGAGCAGGAGUUGACAGAGAGAAGAAAUCUGACAGAGAGCUUGGAGAUGGAACUCUUACAAUUGAGCAAUGCUUUUGGUCAAAUGAAUAGUACAAUUGAAUCUUUAAGGAAUGACUUUGAUGAACUUACUUCUGAGAGAGAUCAGCUUCAAGUAGAGCUUCAUAUUUUGAAAGAAAAACUUGUAAAUGUACAGGCUUGGGCUGAAGAGAAUGAAGCUAUUGCAUUGGAGGCUCAGCAGAUUGCUGAAUCUAAGAAGAUUUAUGCUGAUGAAAAGGAGGCAGAGGUGAAGCUGUUAGAGAGAUCUGUUGAAGAGCUAGAAUGCACUGUAAAUGUCCUGGAAAGCAAGGUUGACAUUCUUAAUGGAGAAGCUGAUCGGCAAAGAUUGCAAAGAGAGGAAAUAGAAGACGAGCUUCAUGCAUUAAAUCAUCAGAUGCAGAAUGUUAGAAGUGCCGACAGCGACAUGAAAAGUCUUUUAGAUGAGAGGGAGAAAAGCCUGGAAGAAUCCCUGAAGCAGUUACAAAUUCUUGAGAGGGAUAUAGCUAACAAAGAUGCAGAGAUUGCCGAAUGCAAGGCACAUAUCUCCGAGUUAAAUUUGCAUGCAGAAGCCCAGGCUAGCGAGUAUAAGCACAAGUUCAAGUCCUUGGAAGCAAUGGCUGAACAAGUAAAACCUGAAGCUCAUAUCUCCCACACUGCAAAUUCUUCAUCAAACAAGUUGGAGAAAAAUGCUGCCAAGUCCAGGGGAUCUGGUUCCCCCUUCAAAUGCAUUGGGUUGGGUUUGGCACAGCAAAUAAAAUCUGAAAGGGAUGAGGAGCUUUCUGCCGCUAGAUCGCAUGUUGAAGAGCUAGAAUCCCUUCUAGUAUGUCGACAGAAGGAGGUGUUUGCAUUAAAUGCAAGAUUAGCUACCGCUGAGAGCAUGACCCAUGAUGUUAUUCGAGAUUUACUCGGUGUGAAGUUAGAUAUGACAAAUUAUGCGUCCCUGUUGGAUAACCAGCAACUGCAGAAAAUAGCAGAGAAACAUCAACUUAGCUCAGAAUCUCAACCAAAGGAGGUUAUGAAGCUCAAACAGCAGCUCAAUGAAUUUAUUGAGGAGAGGCGAGGAUGGCUAGAGGAAAUAGAUCGCAAACGGGCUGAGAUGGUGGCAGCACAAAUUGCAUUGGAAAAGUUUCAUCAGCGAGAUCAGUUGCUCAAAGCUGAAAAUGAAAUGUUAAAGAUGGAGAAUGUAAAUAAUAAGAAGAGAGUGAUGGAACUUGAAGGUGAAGUAAAGAAGCUAUCUGGACAGCAAAACAUCCAGCAGCGCAUUCAUCAUCAUACAAAAAUCAAGGAAGAGAACAAUAUGCUUAAAACUCAAAAUGAAGACCUCACUGCUAAGCUGAAGCGCACUGAGAAUAUGUUCUCACGAGUGAAAGAAGAACUUGCACAUUAUCGCAAUUCAAUUGGAAAAAGUUCCUACAUAGACUUCGAUGAGGAACACCAACUAAUGAACAAGUUAAAGGAAACCGAGGAUGAUAGGAUGCAAAUAGCACAAAAGUUGCUAGGCUUGUGCACCAGCAUUUUGAAGGCAGCAGGAGUAACAAAAUCUGCAUCCAAUAUAACCCCUGCGGUGGCCGAAGAGGCACUUGAGCAAAUGAAAAACAGACUCACUUCAAUGGAAAGAGAAUGCCAGGAUUUGACGUUUAAGAAUAGGAUUAGCAACGAAAGAAUUAGAUUAUCUGAGCUAAUGCCUCAAGUCUCACCACCACCACCACCACCAAACUCAAGGAUGGAUGAAAAUUGUCAAACUCCAAGACGAACCCAAAACUCAUUUCUAUCAGCAUUAGACAGGUAGUAUUCACCUGUCUAAGCGAAAGGGAAUGCAGAGUUUAACAUUAUAAGCCAAGCUUUGAUGAUGUAUUUAAUUGCUUUCAUUUUUCCUGGUUGAGAGCUGUAUAGCAUAUUGUUUUCUCAAGCUGUAUAUCAGUCAUUUUUGUUGUUGUGCAGUUUUAUCAUGUACAUAAACAAACACUCAAUAGCUCAAUGAAAAUUGAUUUUUGUGCAAGUA